AACGGAAGUCGAGCGGUGUUUCUCCCGUAGAUUUUCAUAGAAAAUCGUUCUUCUUCCUAGCCUGCCCCGUGGCAUGGAUAUCAUAUCCCUAUUAUCCCAGUUCCCAAAAAAUUAAUUCAUUAUUAAUUGCAACUCUUUUCAUGAUUCAUCACCCUUCAUGAAAAUUAAUAAUCAUAUCGAUACGCGGUUUACCCCGAGUUACCGCCGAAGUUUUUUUCUAAACUGGAUGCUGUACAGUACGAAGAUAAUUUAUUGUAUCAAAAUAGCUCAUCCUAGUGCAACAUUUCAAACGUUCAUAAAUUUCCACUGUUUCGAAAUUCGUUCCUCUGCAGCUUCGUUAAUCUUCGCAAAAUCACUUCUGCUCAGCCUUUCCGGAAUCUGUUGCAGUGUUGCUUCGAUCUUUUUUGUGGUUCUCGUUUUCGAGUUUUGUUUACGUACUGGUGGAUCACUGUUACUCUUCUCUACUAUGGACGAAACGGCUUCCACUGGACCAGCUGCUUCCGAACUACCUGCUUCGCCCACGCAGAAUGAAACAAUUGCAUCUGCUCCUGUGGUCGAAGCUCCAUCGGAAACGGAUGUUCAAGAAGUCGGUGGUGGUGGUGAUGUGAGAGAUCCUGUAGAAAAGGAAAAAAUUGAUGUCCUCCUGAAGGCAGUGGGUGAUGCUCCGAUAAUGAAGAAAAAACGCUGGGCAGUGGAUAGGACGAAAAAAGUGAUUUGGGUGGCGGAUUUCAUCCGGAAAUUCAUUAAAUGCGAGCCCAACGAAUCCUUGUUCCUUUAUGUAAACCAAUGCUUUUCACCCUGUCCAGACCAAGAAAUCGGAUCUCUCUACGAGUGUUUUGGAAGUGAUGGGAAGUUAGUGUUGCAUUACUGCAAACAACAAGCGUGGGGUUGAUAUCCGCACAAAGUGGUCGCUGGUUGGUUUUUGAUUUAACAAACAUUUCCACGUCUUUCUGUAGAAAAUUGCUAGCUUUUUUUAAAAAUUCACUUUGGAGCUUCUUUGUUCGAAAAUUUUGCAGUGCACCAUAUAGUUGUCAGAGCGUCAGCUGUUUUAAAAAUUGUAAUGUUAUUAAGGCUGUCUCUGUACGUUGAAAAAUUCCUUUGUUGAUUUGUGUAUUCUACUGUGGUGAGUAAUAAAAUGCAGAUUUGGUCGAAUUGUUUCAGUAAAUAAAAGUCUGUGGAAAUGCGAAAAAUUUGCGCAAAUUUCUACACAAUAAAAUGUAAAACGUUGAAACGCUUUUACAGUAUUUUGAUAAGUACGCAUUCACUAUGGUGCCGGUCGUGUUGUCCCUGCUGUUGGGUGACCUUCUGUGUCCAAGCCACAUGGCGCUAAAAACAAACGGGUCAUUUGUGGAAAGUAGUAACAAGUAAAAUCGGGUAUCGUAAUGGCGAUAAAUUUAAACAAUUUGAUAUGUUUUCAGGAUACUGCUCACUUGUCAGUGGUCACUGAAAUUAUGCUGUUUUAAAAUCUAUAAAAAUGCAUUAGCGGAUUAUAGGCCUUUAUUUAUAGUUAGGGUGUUAUGGACAGUGCGCUUACCGUUUUACGUUCUGCAAAUAAUCAGCAUUUGUACUACCUGAUUGCAAGCGCCGAUGGGGCGACAUUAUUCGGAGCUCAUUCUCGCCCGGCUCGACCAUUUCCGCAUCACUGAUAGCUGUGCGAUGGUGGCGCAGUGUGUUCCUUCUGGUGAUUAUGCGUUCGUUGGACUCCAGGAUCCUCUGCGUUAAACUGGCAUCAGAGCCCGACGCAUCCGGAUGACCUCGGUGUGCCACAUGCGUGUGGUGGUCGUUGUACGGGAUCGGAACAUGUUCGCUGGAUUCCUGGUCAGCGAGGUACC
This is a messenger RNA of Paramacrobiotus metropolitanus, 1832 nucleotides long. RefSeq names its product ubiquitin-like protein ATG12. The coding region runs from base 158 to 892 and encodes 244 amino acids. Lineage: Eukaryota; Metazoa; Tardigrada; Eutardigrada; Parachela; Macrobiotidae. Gene Ontology annotation, cellular component: phagophore assembly site membrane; Atg12-Atg5-Atg16 complex; cytoplasm. Gene Ontology annotation, biological process: nucleophagy; C-terminal protein lipidation; autophagosome assembly. The transcript has 6 exons. The record is from RefSeq and is a predicted model, not a curated record.